UAUGCGUGACAUAAAGAUAUAGGAACGGAUCAUCCAAAUAUAUUGUCUUCAUAAAUGUUAUUUUACGAAUGAUUUAAUGUUACUAUAUGCACAUGGUGCGUAUUUUUUGUAUUCUGAGCAUGGUAUGGUACCUAAUUACAUAUAAAAGGAAGACGUGCGUUUAAGUUGUCACAGUAAACCAGGUCUUCAUGAUGUCGAGAGCCGCCCUACUUUUGGUUGCAGUCGGCCUAGCAGCUUCUGUGGUAUCCGCAAGUCGAGACAUUCGUUCUCUAGGCGGCUGGCAAGGAAGUAGUGGCUACGGCGGUUUAUCUAGCUUCGGGUCUUUGCGGUCUCAGGGAGGGUGGGAUGCGGGUCUUGGACGUUCAGGCGGCUUCGGCAGCAACGGAGCGUGGGGCAGUUCAUUCAGCGGUCGAAGUGGGGGCGGACUGUCCAGAAGCAAUGGUUGGACCUCUAACAGCAAUAACUUCCGUUCUAAUCCCGAGUGGGACUCAGGAUCUAGUGGGUGGAAAGGCAUCAGUGCUCGUAACAACUGCUGGUAGUUUCCUUGCAGAAGACUUUGGAAAUGAAUUAAUUUAGUUCGAUCGCGUAGGAUAUUAUAUAGUUAAGCAUACAAAUAAAGCAGCUGCAUAAAAUUGCAUGUUUUAAUUUCA
Molecule: messenger RNA, 650 nt
Organism: Plodia interpunctella (Indianmeal moth)
Lineage: Eukaryota; Metazoa; Arthropoda; Insecta; Lepidoptera; Pyralidae
Exons: 3
Coding region: 189-539 (116 amino acids)
Source: RefSeq, a predicted model, not a curated record